AAACAAAACAAAUACAUUCCAGAUUAGAAUUAUUCGAUUUUUAUCAGAAAUAAUCGAUGGGCCAUCGAGAUUUCUGCUGCGAUGGCUGUCAAACACAUAAUCUCCAUGGACGACGAUUUCACUGUUUGCGCUGCGUGAACUAUGACCUGUGCCUUGAGUGCUACGACCAUAAUGUGGAGACACUGAAUCAUCGCUUCGAGCAUCCCAUGCAGCUCCUCCACGACCAUCAGCUGGCCGAUCUAUUGCCCAAUGGCGAACUGCUUGAGCUGAUGCACUUGCCCAAUUGCUAUACGUGCCCCUACUGCGGCAUCUUUGGCCAUACGGCCAAGGAGCUGAUCGAUCAUGUGAUAACCAUGCAUCGCCAGGACGAUGGACAUGUCGUCUGUCCCAUGUGCGCCGGCCUGCCCGGCAUUCAGCUGGUCGCCAUACGCAAUCUGGCCCGCCACCUGCUCCUCAAUCACAUUGAGCAUGCGAAUCUACUCGAUCCCCAUACGCCGCCGCUGCGGCACGCGUUGGCGCGACUCGUCCGGCGCUGUCGACGCCAACAGCCCCUUCCUCCACCAUCGUCAUCGAGUGACGCGUAUCAGAUGGGCAACUUGGCAACACACAACAGCAGCCGCAUCGCGGCCAACCAUAUAACCUAUCAGCUGUCCGAGUUGCGGCGCCUGCGUCCAGAGCCGAACAGUUAUCCGGAGGCGGAUCCACGCUUACGGCCGACCACCACGCUGGCUAUCACCAGUGGCGAUGCUGAAGCUGACCCAGAAGCGUCUCAGUUAGCUGUUGAGAGCUCGGAUGCGGAUCGCUAUCUAUUGCAGCAGUGGAUGAUGGAGCAGCAUGCGAAACUGGAGCAAGCUGAUCCGCGGAACAAUAGGCAACGACAGCAGCAUGCCCUCUUCGUCGAGCACCUGCUGCUCUCCAUGUUGUGCGAGGAGCAUCUGCAGCUGCCUGCCGAACCCAAAAUCUCAUUAGCGGAGCUGCACGAGUCAAGAGAUACUCCACUCGAUGGAAGGCAAGAGGAUGUGAUCUCCCUCUUGUCCUGCAAGUGUAUACCUUCGCAAAUAAUGAUGCUUAUGUCGCUGCCAUGGAUUAGGCCCUGGUCAACCCAGAGCAAAAAGCGCUACAUUGAGAUGCAGGGCGUCACACUGGAUGAGAGCGAAGUGACUGCUGGCGAAAAGCAGCAGGAUAUCGAUUAAGUCACUGUCAGAACCACAUCUAAUGCAUAUCAUUCCCUAAAUGCAUUCCUUUAAAUAGUUAAGCGUAGUUUUACAAAAUAUGCAUAUAAAAAUUGAAUUGUGGAAAUUUCCAAGUCUUAUUUCCUAUUGCCUGCUUUACUUGAUACUGAAUACAUUUGGGCCUUAUAAAUCUCUGAUUUUACAUUCCAAAUUCGAAAUUAACAUUUCCUCAAUAAAUUAUUUUGUCAAUUUU
This is a messenger RNA of Drosophila grimshawi, 1425 nucleotides long. RefSeq names its product E3 ubiquitin-protein ligase KCMF1. Bases 57 to 1193 code for a protein of 378 amino acids. Gene Ontology annotation, biological process: synaptic signaling. Gene Ontology annotation, molecular function: zinc ion binding. The record is from RefSeq and is a predicted model, not a curated record. Gene Ontology annotation, cellular component: plasma membrane. NCBI's taxonomy places the organism in Eukaryota, Metazoa, Arthropoda, Insecta, Diptera, Drosophilidae. The transcript has a single exon.